AUGACGAAUGCUAUGUUUUCUUUCGGGGAGUUCAAUUUCUGUCGAGUUCAGGAUAAACUUAGCUCCACUGAUAAAGGUUCUCAUAUUAUAAUGGAAGAGGUGAAAAAAAUUGGGAAACAAGUUCAUUCUUAUGAAGCUGACAAUUGGGGGGACUCAGGCGGAUUUGGUUCCCUUGGUUCUGAUUAUGGAUUUUAUGGCAAUAAUCACUACUCCUCUGGGCUCCUUUUCCCCAAGUUUCAACAACAAGAAGAGCAGCAACCAUUGGUUUCAGACUAUGGAUUAUUUGAUGCCAUGCAGUUUGAUGCUCUCUUUCCACCAUUUCAAGCAUGCUUAGAGGAGAUUGGAAAGCUUGAAGAUAUCCCAACUUUGGUUCCACAUGUUGAACCCAAGAAAGGGAAGCGAGAUUUCUCCUCCUUAGCAGGGCUUGAUCUCUUGAACAACUACGGCAGCGGGUUUAAACGGUUGAAUGGGGAAAGGAUUUUUGAGUCUAGCAAUUACACAGCAUGCACAGAUCAGGUGGCAGGCAGGAAGUUAUCAACUGAAGAAAUCAUGAGGGUGGCAGGAGCAAGGUUCAUUCGUACUUCUUCCCAAGCGUCUGGUGUUGCUUCCAUGCUUAGCCAUCCUUAUGAAUUCUCCUUUUCUGGCCUUUCAGUUGAGGAGACUAGAGAUGUAGAGCUUGUUGAGUUCCUUCUUGCUUCUGCUGAGAAAGUAGGAUAUCAGCAGUAUGAGCGUGCAGGCAAAUUGCUUAAUCGAUGUGAUUUGUUGUCUUCCAGUACCGGGAAUUCAGUUGAACGAGUAGUUUACUAUUUUUCUGAAGCUCUUCGAGAGAAGAUUGAUCGCGAAACUGGAAGAGUCACACCAAAGGGUUUGGGGAACAAGCCUUCAUUUGAUGUUAAUGAGGCAAUGAAGAGACCAAAUGAGACCUCCCUUGCAUGUCAAAUCAAGAUUCCUUUCGGCCAAGUUGCACAAUUUGCUGGAAUUCAAGCCAUUGUGGAAAAUGUGGCUGAGGCUAAGAAGGUACAUGUAAUUGAUCUGGAAAUCAGGAAUGGGGUGCAAUGGACAGGUCUGAUGCAAGCCUUAGCAUCUCGUUCUGAUUGUCCAGUUGAGCUUCUCAAGAUAAGUGCUAUAGGAACGAGUUCCAGAAAAUUAAUUGAGGAAACAGGUAAGAGGUUGGAGAGUUUUGCCGAAAGCAUGAACUUACCCUUUUCUUUCAAGUUAGUGAUGGUACCAGACAUGCUAGAUCUCAAAGAAGAUAUGUUUGAGCUAGAUUCUGAAGAAACAGUUGCUGUCUAUUCUGAGUUCGCAAUGAGGAGCAUGGUUGCACAGCCAGAUCGACUGGAAUCUGCAAUGAGAGUAAUCAAAAACAUCCGUCCAUGUGUAACAGUGGUCACUGAAGUUGAGGGAAAUCACAACUCUCCAGUCUUUGUGACCCGUUUUAUUGAGGCCCUUUUCUUCUUUGGUGCAUACUUCGACUGCGUGGAAACUUGUAUGGAACGAAAUGAUCCAAACAGAAUGAUUUUAGAAUCACUGUACUUUGGGAAUGGAAUUAGAAACAUUGUGGCAGCUGAAGGAGAGGAAAGGAAGAUUCGAAAUGUGAAGAUUGACGUUUGGAGGGCAUUUUUUGCACGGUAUGGAAUGGAGGAAAUAGAUUUGAGCUCAUCAUCCUUGUAUCAAGUAGAGCUGGUGCUUAAGAAUUUUUCUUGUGGGAGUUCUUGCACAGUCAAUAUGGAUGGGAAAUGCCUUCUUGUUGGAUGGAAGGGCACACCUCUCCAGUCUCUUUCUCUUUGGAAAUUUCUUUGA
This is a messenger RNA of Prunus persica (peach), 1800 nucleotides long. RefSeq names its product DELLA protein RGL1. Gene Ontology annotation, molecular function: sequence-specific DNA binding; DNA-binding transcription factor activity. Gene Ontology annotation, biological process: regulation of DNA-templated transcription. The record is from RefSeq and is a predicted model, not a curated record. Gene Ontology annotation, cellular component: nucleus. Bases 1 to 1800 code for a protein of 599 amino acids. NCBI's taxonomy places the organism in Eukaryota, Viridiplantae, Streptophyta, Magnoliopsida, Rosales, Rosaceae. The transcript has a single exon.